This is a messenger RNA of Thamnophis sirtalis, 336 nucleotides long. RefSeq names its product pleckstrin homology domain containing J1 (gene PLEKHJ1). Gene Ontology annotation, biological process: receptor recycling; retrograde transport, endosome to Golgi; endosome organization. The record is from RefSeq and is a predicted model, not a curated record. Gene Ontology annotation, cellular component: early endosome; trans-Golgi network; recycling endosome. NCBI's taxonomy places the organism in Eukaryota, Metazoa, Chordata, Lepidosauria, Squamata, Natricidae.
GCUUCCAUGAAGAGCCAGAGAGGAAAUACUACUUUGAAUGUGAUACAGAAGAACAAUGCCAGGAAUGGAUUGACGUCCUUCGCAAGGCCAGUUACGAAUUCAUGAGAAGCAGCUUGAUCUUUUAUCGGAACGAGAUCCAGAAGAUGACGGGGAAGGACCCCUUGGAGCAAUAUGGCAUCUCAGAGGAAGCCCGUUUCCAGCUGCGGGCACGGAAGCUUUAAUCCACGUAAGGUGAACCCAGGAACUCCACGGCUGAAAUGUCGACAGAGUUAAUUCUCUAUUUUUUUUACGAACUUAAGGGAGGGGAAGGGAAUGUUUUCUUUUUUUAAAAAAAAA